AUGCCCUCGAAAAAGAAAAAAACCACAAGGACAGAGGAAACCGAAGAGGCGGAUGAUGAUGUGGAUGAGCCUCGGUCGAAACCCAAGCGCAGGAGCAAAUCAGUUGCCAAAGAGAAGAAGAAGAGGAACUCCAGAGAGGAAGACUCUGAAUCGGAGACACAAGAAUACAACGAGAAAGGAAGCAGAAAAAAGGAGGAUACUGACAGGAAGCUAAAGGAGAAGAAGAAGAAGAAGAAGAAAGACUCGGGAGAAGACUCAGAGCCAGAGACCCCUGAACCCAAGAAAAAAAGAAAAGGGGAUGCCAAUGGGAAGCUAAAGGGAAAAAAUAAGAAAAACUCAGAAGAGGAGGAAGGAGAGUAUGAUGAGGUGUCUAGUGAAGACUCAGAUAGCCAGAAACAGCGCAACAGAAAUGACUCCAAGACUAGGCACAAGAAGGAGAGAGAUGAGGAUGAUGAAGAAGUGAACCAGAUCACCAAAAAGAUCAGGAAGAAAAAGUCAUCUACUGAGAGAAACCAGGAGGACAUCAUGGCCAAAGACAAGAAGGGCAAAAAGUCCAAGAAGGAGUCGGAUGAGGAGGAGGUCCCGGAGGAAGAGGAGGAGGACAGCGACAAAAAGAAAAAGGGAAAGAAGGGUAAAAAAGACAGCGAAGAGGACAACAAGAAAGGUAAAGGCAAGAAGUCCAAAACAAAGCAAGAGAACUACGUAGAAAUCUAUGAGAACGAGCUGAAGAAUUAUGUGGAAACGACAGAGGGAUAUGAGGAUGAGUACCACAAGAAGAAAGUGUAUGAGGUGGUCACCAUCACUGGAGAUGAAAGAGGGGCAGGUACAGACGCCAAUGUGUUUGUCACUUUCUUUGGAGACUAUGGCAUCACGCCCAAGGUGCACCUGGCCAGCAAAAACAGAACGGCAUUUGAGAAAAAUAAAACUGAUGUUUUCAGAGUCAAAACAAAUAAUGUUGGACCAAUCUAUAAAAUAAGGAUUGGACACGAUAACACAGGGAUGAGUUCCGGAUGGUUCCUGGACCGGGUGGUGGUGACGGACAUGAGCCGGCCCCAUCUGCGCUUCUACUUCUCCUGUAACAACUGGCUGAGCAAAGAAGAAGGCGAUUGCCUUUUCGUGCGUGACCUGCUGGGCACCCUGGACCCCAUGGAUAUGCCAAAAUACAACAAAUACAUUGUGAGCGUCUUCACUCCGGAUGUGAAGGGCAGUGGAACCGAUGCUGAUGUCUUCAUUAAUAUUUUUGGAGAAAAUGGUGAUACAGGGGAGAGGAGGCUGGACAAUGACAAAGACAACUUUGAGCGUGCGUCUGAAGACAAGUUCACCCUUGAGGCUCCAAACUUGGGCAAAAUCAGGAAGAUCACCAUCGGUCACAACAACAAGGGCACUUCUGCAGGCUGGUUUGUGGAAAAGGUGCUGGUAGACGACAUGGGGAACAAGUCUCUGUACGAGUUCCCAGUGAACCGCUGGUUUGCCUUGGACGAGGAUGACGGGAAGAUCCAGAGAGAUAUACUGGUGGGGGGCAGUCAGCCCACAGGCAUUGUGUACAACGUCCAUGUGGUAACUGGCAACCAAAGGGGCGCCGGGACCAACUCCAAGAUUCACAUGCUCAUGCACGGCUCCAAGGGUUUGAAGAACAGCGGGAAGAUCUUCCUGGAGGGCGGCAAGUUCGAGCGGGGCCUCACUGACAUCUUCAAGGUGGAGAUCUCCGCCCUGCUCAGCCCCCUCAGCCGCGUCACCAUCGGCCACGACAACGGCGGCGUGAGCGCCGGGUGGUUCUGCGAGAAGGUGGUGAUAUAUUGCCCCUUCACGGGGAUUGAGCAGACCUUCCUGUGCAGCCGGUGGUUGGACGAGAAAGAGGGGGACGGACUGAUCGAGAGGGAGCUCUACGAGAUGGUCUCCCUGCGUCAGAAGAGGCAGAAGAAGCACCCUUGGUCCCUGUGGAUCUGGACCUCGGAUGUGAAAGGGGCAGGGACAGAUGCCCCCAUCAGCCUGCAGAUUUACGGGGAGAAAGGGAAGUCGGAUGAAAUCGUGCUGAACAACAACUCCGACAACUUUGAACAGGCUCAGUUAGAUAAGUUCAUGAUUGAACUGGCUGAAUUGGGGAAGAUUUUGAAAGUCCGUAUUUGGCAUGAAAAGCGACACCCCUUUGCAGGCUGGCAUUUAGACAAGCUCACUUUAAUGAAGACGUUGACAAAGGAGAAGUACACAUUCCUAUGUGCCCGCUGGUUGGAUAUCAACGAGGAUGACAACGAGAUUAUCCGGGAACUUCCUGCCACAGGGGAACUUAUCGCUUCGCCUCUGCCACUUGUGAAGUUCCGGGUUACGGUCCACACAGCGAACGUCAGCGGCAGCGGCACUGAUGCCACCGUCUUCAUCUGCCUUAUCGGCAGCAAGGGAGACACCGGCGACCGCACCCUGCUCAACUGCAAGAACAACGUCAACAAGUUUGAGAAGGGGAACAUGGACGAGUUCAUGAUUGAGGCCGUUUCCCUGGGGAAGAUUCAGAGAGUGAGGAUUGGUCACGACGGCCAAGGCGGAGGUGCUGGCUGGUACCUGGACAAGGUGGUGGUGAGGGAGGAGGGGAAGACCGAGAACGAGGCUAUCGAGUUCCCAUGUGACAGGUGGCUCGAUGGAAACGAGGAUGAUGGACAAAUAGUUCGAGAGUUAGUGCCAACUGCAGAUGGACAGAGUCUUUACACCACAAGCUACCACAUUUCAGUCAAGACAGGCAACAUCAGUGGUGCCAGUUCUGACUCCAAGGUCUUCGUCAAACUGUAUGGAGACCAGGGAGACUCCAGCAAGAUGAUGCUGGUUGUCUCUGACAACAACCUGAGCAACUACUUUGAGACCGGACGCAUUGAUGUCUUCACCAUUGAUACCUUCGAUAUAGGACAAAUCAAUCGUCUCCUGAUUGGACAUACCAAUGAAGGCCUAAGGGCUGGCUGGUUCCUGGACAGUGUGCAGAUUACGGUUCCCGUCCAUAGAAAGCAGUACAUGUUCCCAAGCCACCGCUGGCUGUGCAAGGAUGAGGCAGAUGGGAAGGUGGAGGUGGAGAUCUACCCCAGUGAGGUUUUGGAAAUUGAAAAAAUGGUGAAUUAUGAGGUCACGGUUGUCACCGGCGAUGUGCGCGCAGCGGGCACCAACGCCAACAUUUUCAUCCAGAUUUACGGGGACCUCGGAAAAACCGAUGUGACCACCCUGAAGAGCCGAUCAAAUAACUUUGAGAGAGGAACCACUGAGAUAUUCAAGAUAGAGGUCAAAGACGUGGGCAAGAUCUUCAAGAUCCGGAUCGGGCACGACGGGGCAGGCCUGGGCAGCGGCUGGUUCCUGGAGUCGGUCUGCAUCAAGCACUUGAUCAUGGGCAUGCGCUGGCUGGCCCGAGAUGAGGAGGACAGCGAGCUGGUGGUGGAGCUUCUCCCUGAGGACAACGAAGAGCUGGAAGUAAACACAUAUGAAGUUUACGUCUACACGGGACGAGUGUGGGGAGCUGGAUCCGACGCCAACGUUUAUAUUAAUAUUUAUGGAGAAAACGGAGACACGGGAGAGCGCUGGUUGAGGAAGUCCAACCAGCUCAAUAAGUUUGAAAAUGGACAGGAGGACAUUUUCACCCUCACUGCAGUUGACCUGGGCACAUUGAAGAAGCUGAGAAUUCGGCAUGACAACUCGCAGGCCCAGUCAGCCUGGUUUCUGGAUCGCGUGGAGAUUGUGGAUGGCAAGGAUGACACCAUUUAUUACUUUCCCUGCCAGCGCUGGCUGGCUGUCGAUGAGGACGAUGGCCAGAUCGCCAGGGAGCUGGUCCCAGUGGAUGAGGCCUUCAUGAAGAAAGACGACGACGAGGAGGGCACAAGUGCCACACUGGGGCUGGAGCAGAAGGCCAUGUCACGAACCUAUUCACUCAGAAUUAAGACAGGUGAUAAGAAAUAUUCUGGAACAGAUGCCAAUGUGUUUGCUGUUCUCUUUGGAGAAAAUGAUGACACAGGAAUAAUAAACCUGAGGGCCUGCAAGUCACACAAGAAUAAGUUUGAGCAGGCGAUGAUCGAUGAGUUCACAGUGGAGGCGGUGGACAUUGGUACAUUGAACAAAUUACGCAUCGGACAUGACAACUCAGGGGGAUCCUCUGGCUGGUUUCUGGACUGGGUGGAGAUCGAUGCCCCCUCCAUGGGGGAGAAACUGCGCUUCCCCUGCGGCCGUUGGCUGGACAAGGCGGAGGACGACGGGCUGAUUGUCAGAGACCUGUACCCUGCUGAUCUGCAGACUGAGCUGUAUACCCCAUUUGUACCUUAUGAGAUUACCACGGUUACGAGUGAUAUCUUCGGCGCUGGGACCGACGCGGACGUGUUCAUAGUGCUUUACGGACGGAAGGGAUUCUGCACCCAGCAGAAGUAUCUGUGUGUGAACAAACGGGAGAGGCGUCUGUUUUUCGAGAGAAACUCUGAAGACAAGUUCAUUGUGGAGCUGGCAGAUGUGGGCGAUGUGAUAGAAAAGAUCCGAAUUGGACACGACAACCAGGGCACGAAUCCCGGCUGGCAUCUGGACCGAGUGGAAAUUAGAAGGCUUCUGAGAAAGGGGAAGGGGUCUGAGACCACCAUCUUCCCCUGCGAGCGGUGGCUGGCGAAAUCAGAGGAUGACGGGGAGACGGUGAGGGAGCUGGUGCCGUCCGACAUCAUCCAGGAGAAGCUGCUGAGGGACGGGACCCUGAAGCACACGGAGACGGAGGUCGAGGACGCCCUGGAGACUCACACAUACAAGGUGACUGUAACAACGGGCACUGAGUCAGGGGCCGGCACCGAUGCCAACGUGUUCCUCACCAUCUACGGAAAUAUGGGAGACACGGGGGACCGCAAGCUCAGCAAGUCAGAGACCAACAAAAACAAGUUCGAGAGAGGAGCGGUGGACAAAUUCAGCAUAGAAGCAGUGGACUUGGGCGAGAUCUUCAAGAUCAAGAUUCGCCAUGACAACACCAUGAUCGGGGCCGACUGGUACCUUGAUCAGGUGGAGAUCGUCGACAUGGAAACGGACGAGAUUUACCUGUUCCUGUGUGAGCGCUGGCUCUCCAAAAAGAAGGAGGAUCGACGGAUUGAGAGAAUUUUCUUUGUCAAGGGUUAUGAAGGAGAUAGGAAUAACUUGAGUGCAAAGAAGACAAUGAAGAGUUUAGACAACAACAUGAACAAGAAGAAGAAGAAGAAGGAGGAGGUCAUCGAGGAAGGCCCCACCAUCCCGUACCACAUCACUGUGUCCACGGGGAUGGAGCGGGACGCCGGCACGGCGAGCCGCGUCUACGUCAUCAUCAUCGGGCCCAGCCCGGUGGAGACCGAGCGUCUCUGGCUGGAGCUGCCGGACGGGAAGAAGUGCUUCCGCGCCGGAACCAUGGAGAACUUCCAGUGCUACGGCACCGACGUUGGGGAGAUCAAGAAAGUGGAGCUUGGGCACGACGGGGCCACGCCUGAAAGCUGCUGGCUGGUAGACGAGCUGUCUGUCGCCGCGCCCACCAAAGGGGUGGAGUUUGUCUUCCAGUGCAAGUGCUGGUUGGCCAAAGAUCGCGGCGACGGUCUCACGGCGAGGGUGUUCAACGUGCUGGACGCGGACUGUAUUGGCAUUGCACACAAGAUCAUCUAUGAGGUCACUGUUGCUACGGGUGACGUUCAGAAUGCGGGCACUGACACCAAGAUCUACAUCACGGUCUUUGGAGCCAAUGGGACCACAGAGGAAAUUCUACUGGAGAAAAUGGCGGACAGGUUUGAGAGAGACCAGGAGGACACAUUCAAUUUGGAGAUGGAUGACAUUGCUCCUUUGAAAAAGAUGAGGGUUCGCAUUGAUGGGUCUGGAAGCCGUCCUGAUUGGUUCCUGGACAAGAUGAUCAUGAGGAACAUGACCACAGAAGAGGUGUGCGUGUUCACCUACGAGCAGUGGCUCUCCAAAACGAAAGGGCCCAAAAGGACCAAGAUCUGCGAACUGGCUGCCGUGGUGGACGAGGAGGAGAUGGUGGAGACCACAACGUACACCAUCAACGUGAAGACCAGUGACGUUGGAGCGGCAGGCACAGAUGCCAAUGUGUCCCUCAUCCUGUUUGGAGAAAACGGGGAUACGGGAACCAUGGCGCUGAAAGUGAGCGGCAACACCAACAAGUUCGAGCGCAAGCAGUUGGACGUUUUCCGCUUCCCCGAGAUGCUUAGCCUGGGGGAGCUGUCCAAGCUUCGAGUGUGGCAUGAUAACAAAGGUCUUGCCGCAGGUUGGCACUUGGAGUUCAUCGACGUGAAGGACGAAGCUAUGGACGAGACGUUCCGCUUCCCCUGCGACCGCUGGCUGGCCAAGAACGAGGACGACGGUCAGAUCAUGCGGGAGCUGCCCUGUGCCAACCAUGACUUCCUGGACCUCAAUGAGAAGACGAAAUAUGAAAUUGCCACCACAACAGCCGACACAGCUGAUGCGGAUACAAAAGAGAAUGUGUGGAUUGUGCUGGAAGGGAGGAAGGCACGUUCGAAGGAAUUUGUGAUGGAAAAUUCCUCAAAGAAAAAGAAGUUCCAACGUGGAGCUACAGACACAUUUGAAUUUUCUUGCAAAAAUAUUGGUGAAAUCGCCAGUAUCUGUCUGGGGCAUGCUCCAAAAGAUGGCAAGAAAGUGAAGACUGAAUCAUCCUGGCAUGUGCUGGAGGUGGUUGUUACAGAGCAAGAGUUGGGAAACAAGUUUAUAUUCCGCUGUGACGCGGAGAUCCCUCUUUCGGCCAAGAAGGACGACGCCCUAACCUUCGAGUGCACCAAGUCCCAGGAGAGCUUCGCCAGCAAGGUCCGCAGCCUGGUCCCGGUCAAGUACGAGAUCAUCGUGGUCACGGCGGACCAGAAGGGGGCCGGCACCGACGCCAACGUCUUCAUCACCAUAUACGGCUCCAACGGGGACUCCGGCAAGCGCGCUCUCCAGCAGAAGUUCCGCAACCUGUUCGAGCGCGGCCGCACCGACCGCUUCCUGCUGGAGAUGCUGGACCUGGGCGAGCUGCAGAGGGUGAAGAUGGAGCACGACAACUCCAGCUCCUCCUGCGGCUGGCUGCUGGAGCGGGUGGAGGUCACCAACACGGCCAACGGGGUGACCACCGUCUUCCUGUGCGGGAAGUGGCUGGACACGGAGCGGGCUGACGGACAGGUCCAGAGACUCAUCUACCCCAAAUACUGA
Messenger RNA from Conger conger (European conger), 7164 nucleotides. It is a transcript of the gene loxhd1b, whose product is annotated as lipoxygenase homology PLAT domains 1b. The coding region runs from base 1 to 7164 and encodes 2387 amino acids. NCBI's taxonomy places the organism in Eukaryota, Metazoa, Chordata, Actinopteri, Anguilliformes, Congridae. The record is from RefSeq and is a predicted model, not a curated record. The transcript has 42 exons. Gene Ontology annotation, molecular function: protein binding.